Molecule: messenger RNA, 216 nt
Organism: Phyllostomus discolor (pale spear-nosed bat)
Lineage: Eukaryota; Metazoa; Chordata; Mammalia; Chiroptera; Phyllostomidae
Gene: DEFB121
Product: defensin beta 121
Exons: 2
Coding region: 1-216 (71 amino acids)
Biological process (GO): innate immune response
Cellular component (GO): extracellular region
Source: RefSeq, a predicted model, not a curated record
AUGAAGCUCAUUCUUCUGGUUUUGGCUGUUACCCUGCCACUGGUGCAGGUCACCAAAGUCAAGAAGUGUUGGGGUACAUUGGGAACAUGCAGAAUCACGUGUAAAGACAGCGAAGUAUUCUACGUAUUAUGCAAUGCUGAGUCUAAGUGCUGUGUGGAUCCGAAGUAUGUACCUGUCGACACUAAGCCCUCAAACUCAACUGGAAGCCAGAGAUGA